AUGAUUGAUCUGCUGACCGACCCGCACAAACGCCGCGCUGUUGUGCAGCUGACUCGACUGGACAAACCCAUCGGGGUCUUUUUGCUGCUGUGGCCUACCUUGUGGGCACUUUGGGUGGCGGCGGACGGCUGGCCGAAAAUCGAUGUGCUCAUCAUCUUCGCGCUGGGCACACUAUUGAUGCGAAUGGCGGGCUGCGCCAUCAAUGAUUUCGCUGACCGCAAUGUCGAUGGCGCAGUCAAACGCACCAAAGAUCGACCACUGGCCACGGGCGCGCUCAGUGGUCGCGAGGCACUGGCGGUGUUUGUUGCCUGGUGCUUGGGGCGGCGUUCUCCUGGGCGAUACCCAUGGCGUUUGCUGCGCAGACCGGCAGUGUUCCCCCCGCUGGCCUGGCUGAUGUUUGUUGCUGCCGUGCUCCUUACCAUGGCUUACGACACCAUGUACGCCAUGGUGGAUCGCGAUGAUGACCUGAGAGUCGGCAUUAGGAGCAUAGCCAUCGCCCUGGGCGACUUGGAUAAAAUAGCCAUUGGACUGCUGCAGGUAUUGCUGUUGUUAACCCUGCUGAUGAUCGGUGAGCAGCGCGAAUUCGGCACGCCUUACCUGAUUGGGGUGGCGGUGGCGGCGCUACUUUGCGGCUACCAGCAGUGGCUGAUCAGAGACCGGGACCGGGCCGCCUGUUUCAGGGCUUUUCUCAAUAAUCAAUGGCUGGGACUGGCGGUAUUUCUCGCAAUUUUCGUGGAAACCGGCGGGUUGCAGUGGAGCACUUAA
Molecule: messenger RNA, 765 nt
Organism: Nerophis lumbriciformis (worm pipefish)
Lineage: Eukaryota; Metazoa; Chordata; Actinopteri; Syngnathiformes; Syngnathidae
Source: RefSeq, a predicted model, not a curated record